AUCUGACGACGACGAGCCAUCGACUACAGAAUAGCAGUAACCAUGCUCCCGCUCUCGCUGCUUAAUGCAGCAAAGGGAAAGACGAUUCUCGUCGAGCUCAAGAAUGGCGAGACGUUCAAUGGCCUGCUCGACAACUGCGACGCAUUCAUGAACCUGACCCUGACUGAGGUGUAUCAGACGAGCAAUACGGGUGUACAAUUCUGGAAGCUACCCGAGUGCUAUAUCCGAGGAUCAACAGUCAAGUACUGCCGUGUUACGGACCAGCUCAUCGAUCAGGUCAAAGAGGCUGAGGAGGAGGCAAGGAGACAGCGGCAGGCUCAGGGUGGGACCAGUGGUGGAGUCGGGCUUGGUCAUCGUGGAGGCCGAGGCGGUGGGCAUCAGAACGCACGCGGUGGGGGACGAGGAGGGCCGGGAGGCGGUGGCCGCGGCGGACGGGGUGGCAGAGGAGGAGGGAGAGGAGGAUAUUGAAGAGCAAGUCAUGUCUCUUCUGAUCAAUCCAGAAAAAACAACUGUGUACCACCAAAAAGCCAUCAAUUGGUAU
This is a messenger RNA of Acaromyces ingoldii, 541 nucleotides long. Its product is annotated as Sm-like ribonucleo protein. Gene Ontology annotation, cellular component: P-body; U6 snRNP; spliceosomal tri-snRNP complex. Lineage: Eukaryota; Fungi; Basidiomycota; Exobasidiomycetes; Exobasidiales; Cryptobasidiaceae. The record is from RefSeq and is a predicted model, not a curated record. The transcript has 3 exons. Gene Ontology annotation, biological process: spliceosomal snRNP assembly; nuclear-transcribed mRNA catabolic process; P-body assembly. Bases 43 to 468 code for a protein of 141 amino acids. Gene Ontology annotation, molecular function: U6 snRNA binding.